Molecule: messenger RNA, 357 nt
Organism: Sphenostylis stenocarpa
Lineage: Eukaryota; Viridiplantae; Streptophyta; Magnoliopsida; Fabales; Fabaceae
Source: the annotation of a GenBank genome assembly
AUGAGAACUGCACAUUACGAUUUCACCCAAAAGCUCCUUCCUCUCAACACCACCCUCUCCAAAUUUCCCCUUCAACGCACCCCACCCCCACCCUUCUUUUUCCAACCCCAUCGCAUGGCCGAACCCUCACGAGCCGCAAAUACACCCGUGCCGAACCCAAUCCAACCCAAACCCAACCCCCUCGCCGAUAACAACAAUCUGCCAAAGGAGAUUCCGCCGCCGCCGGAGAAGCCGGAACCCGGUGAUUGUUGCGGCAGCGGCUGCGUCCGAUGCGUUUGGGAUAUAUAUUAUGAGGAACUCGAACAACAUAGUAAUCUCUACAAACAGAACGAUCCAAACCCCAAACCUUCUUCAUAG